Molecule: messenger RNA, 621 nt
Organism: Balearica regulorum gibbericeps (East African grey crowned-crane)
Lineage: Eukaryota; Metazoa; Chordata; Aves; Gruiformes; Gruidae
Source: RefSeq, a predicted model, not a curated record
AUGGGGUGGCUGUGCUUUGAGCCAACGACUGUUUCUCACUCCCGCUCCCCAGUGCGGUGGGCUCUGCUCCAGGCAGAGAAGGUUCAGGUCCGUCUUAAGCUUGAGCCUGUCAGUGUGCUCGGAGUGCGAUGCGGUGAGAGGAUUGGAUUUCUAGCUUCACAUGUAGUUGUCUCUCUUGUGAAAAACUAUCCAAACUAUCUGAUUAUAAAUCUAGAUAAACUCGACUACUGUGCAAGCUUGAAGAAUCUUGAAACCAUCUCUGGAAAAGAAAACUACAAGUUUAUCCAGGGAGAUAUUUGUGAACCUGAUUUUAUAAAACAGCUCUUCAAAACUGAGAAAAUAGAUAUAGUCCUUCAUUUUGCAGCCCAAACACAUGUAGAUCUUUCAUUUUGGCAUGCCCUUGAAUUCACCUAUGUGAAUGUAUAUGGCACUAAUGUACUGGUUGCUGCUGCACAUGAAGCCAAUGUGGAGAAAUUUGUCUAUGUCAGUACAGAUGAAGUAUAUGGAGGUAGCAUUGAUGAGGAAUUUGAUGAAUCUUCACCAAAACGUCCAACAAAUCCCUAUGCCUCCUCUAAAGCAGCUGCAGAGUGUUUUGUUCAGUCUUACUGGGAAAGGUACCAA